AUGCGUGAGAUUCUUCACAUUCAAGGUGGCCAAUGUGGUAACCAGAUUGGUGCCAAGUUUUGGGAGGUCGUGUGUACAGAGCACGGCAUCGAUGUCACCGGGAAGUAUACCGGAGACUCUGAACUCCAGCUCGAGAGGAUCAACGUUUAUUAUAAUGAGGCUAGUAGCGGCAGGUUUGUUCCACACGCGGUGCUCAUGGAUCUGGAGCCUGGUACCAUGGACAGUCUCAAAUCUGGUGCUUACGGACAGAUCUUCAAGCCUGAUAACUUUGUUUUUGGCCAGUCCGUUGCUGGUAACAAUUAG
Messenger RNA from Lactuca saligna, 303 nucleotides. The record is from the annotation of a GenBank genome assembly. Lineage: Eukaryota; Viridiplantae; Streptophyta; Magnoliopsida; Asterales; Asteraceae.